This is a messenger RNA of Melanotaenia boesemani (Boeseman's rainbowfish), 2320 nucleotides long. Its product is annotated as glycerol-3-phosphate acyltransferase 4-like. Lineage: Eukaryota; Metazoa; Chordata; Actinopteri; Atheriniformes; Melanotaeniidae. Gene Ontology annotation, cellular component: endoplasmic reticulum. Gene Ontology annotation, molecular function: glycerol-3-phosphate O-acyltransferase activity. Gene Ontology annotation, biological process: triglyceride biosynthetic process. The coding region runs from base 285 to 1661 and encodes 458 amino acids. The transcript is spliced from 13 exons. The record is from RefSeq and is a predicted model, not a curated record.
UGCUCCUGUGGCAUGUUGUUGCCUGCAAAACAACCCACAAGCAGCACAGUGUAAAAAAUCCUGUGCAUUAAAAAUCCAAAUGGAGGAUUACCUGACCGCUUGCCACCUCUCGUCUAAUUUUAUAUCCGCAAUACGGUAGAAGUCUGUUGUGACGAAUUAUGGGAGUUACUCCUGAUGCCUCAAUGACUGUGGCUUGAAAUGGUGCAGAAGACUUUCCAUAAAGCUUAGGGUUUCGACAUGGCCUGCAGUUUUGUUUGUUUUGUAUCAUCUUUGCUGUUGACAGCAUGACUUGGUUUACAUUGCCUGUUGGCAAUCUGCUCUGCACUUGUCUUAGCAUCCUCAUCACUGUGUGGUUUACUCUUUUGUUCGUCAUUGUUAUUGUGCCAGCUGCGCUUGGAGUCUCUUUUAGUAUCCAUAACUUCUACAUGAGGACACUUCUCAAAAUAUUUGAGUGGACAACCUUACGAAUGGAGUUACAAGCAAAGGAGAAGAAUCAGCAGCUCUAUAAAUCAUUUACCAAUGGCAUCAUAAACAAAGAGCCACUGCUGUCUGUACGUCAGGAGAUCCAGGACCUUCGAGGUUCUUUAAGAUGUUCAGGCUCACAGUCUGAGUUUGAGAUGGCUGACAUCUUCUAUUUCUGCCGGAGAGGUGUGGAGAGCAUUGUUGAUGAUGAGGUGACCAAGUGCUUUUCGGCUCAGGAGCUAGAAAAGUGGAACUUACUAACCCGAAGCAACUACAACUUCCAUCACAUCAAUCUGAAAGUUACAGUCCUGUGGGGUCUUGGACUUCUUCUCCGCUAUGGGGUUCUGCUGCCUCUGAGAGUAACUCUUGCAGUCACAGGCAUUUGUCUGUUCAUUGUUCUGAGCAGCUUGGUGGGGUUUCUGCCUAAUACACAGUUAAGAUCUUACCUUAGUGAGAAGGUACAUCUGAUGGGUUACCGCAUCUGUGUUAAUUCUCUCACAGCAAUCAUCACCUAUCAUAACAGAGAAAACAGACCAAAGAAUGAUGGCAUCUGUGUGGCCAAUCACACAACACCAAUAGACGUAAUUAUCUUGGCCAAUGACCGCUGCUACUCUUUGGUUGGCCAAGUACAUGGAGGCUUGCUGGGAAUGAUCCAAACAGCCAUGGUCAAAUCCUCUCCUCACAUAUGGUUUGACAGAGCAGAAGUGAAAGACAGACACCUAGUGGCCAAAAGGCUUAGUGAUCAUGUUGCUGAUAAAACCAAACAGCCCAUUCUCAUCUUCCCUGAGGGCACUUGUGUUAACAACACAUCAGUGAUGAUGUUCAAGAAGGGUAGCUUUGAAAUUGGCUGCACCGUCUAUCCUGUUGCCAUUAAGUACGACCCUCGCUUUGGAGAUGCUUUCUGGAACAGCAGCAAGUUUGGCUUGGUGGGAUACCUGCUGAGAAUGAUGAGCAGCUGGGCCAUUGUCUGCAGCGUCUGGUACCUGCCACCUAUGAACAGAGAGGAAGGGGAGGAUGCAAUACAGUUUGCUAACAGAGUGAAAGCAGCCAUAGCUGCUCAAGGAGGAUUAGUAGACCUUGUAUGGGAUGCUGGACUGAAACGAGCCAAAGUGAAAGAUAAUUUUAAAGAAGAGCAGCAGAAACAGUACAGUAAAGUUAUAGUCGGUGACCACGAGGACCAAAGUGAUAACAAACGUUAAGAAUGUGGAAACCUGGGGAGGUGCAGAUAAACAAGAAUUAGCAAAAAACAAUGACAAUGUACAGUACGUCUGUUCUUGUUACAGACUCUUGCUUCUUGUAAAAUAACAUGUUGUAAAUGGUUAAAAUGAGUUACUAAGAGCAGGAUUUUUACCUAGAAAGAGCCACAUAUGCAUUGACAUGGUUUUCAUUACAAUUUAUUUAUUUAUUGUGCUGUAUGUUGUGAAAUGGAGAAACUGGUUCAUGUUCGAAGUUCAAACAAUGUCAGACAAAUAACUGAUUUACUAAUAUAUCAGUUUGUUUUAUUUGAUUCAAAGAUUAAAUCCUAUGUUUGUCGUUGUGCAGCACAGCAGUGAGAUCAGAGCUGAAUUGAAAUUUAUGGACAUUAAAGCUGAACCUAAAUGUGAAAAUACUUUUCUGCUUCCUUAUCACUGGCAUAUGAGAUUGUUGUGUAUCUGAUUAAAGACAAUGCGUUCUUUCCCAGUGUCUUUAUUUGCAUUACCAUUUCUUAAAGCUGUAGUUAUCCUGGUCAUUACUUCACAGACUCUGGUAGUACUAAUACUUGUACGCCAGUUUACUAAUUGGCUCAGGGUUCUAUUUUUGCCUCUUGUCUUAGUCUUUCUGGACAUUGUGAACCAAAGAAAGUGAAAUCACACUGUAG